Erythranthe guttata (spotted monkey flower) is the source of this 2101-nucleotide messenger RNA. Its product is annotated as serine/threonine-protein kinase Nek6. Gene Ontology annotation, biological process: protein phosphorylation; microtubule-based process. Gene Ontology annotation, cellular component: cortical microtubule. NCBI's taxonomy places the organism in Eukaryota, Viridiplantae, Streptophyta, Magnoliopsida, Lamiales, Phrymaceae. The record is from RefSeq and is a predicted model, not a curated record. Gene Ontology annotation, molecular function: ATP binding; protein serine/threonine kinase activity.
AUACAUUCUGGCAAGACUGGGUUUAUAUAGAUAAACAAUCUUCUGUUUGCUUUAUACUCUAAAGUUGUACCUCUAAUUCGCUGUUUUCAGUUGUGAUUAACACAACUAAAUCACCUCUCUCUCUCUCUCUUCUCUCUCUCUCUCUCUCACAUACACACACGCACACUCUGUUGGUGUAAUAACUUUACAACAUUAAUUUUGAAGGCGUCUCAGAGGAAUCAUAAUUACUUGCAAAUAAAUUGAAGAAGCAAAGUUUGAAGCAGUCCUUGUGUUUGACGAAUUGCCCCAACCAAGAUUUGCUUUUUUUUUCUUCGUUGCUUGUGGGGGCUGCACUCUGUAGAAAUUAUAAUCCAUAGUUUCUCGCAAAAUUGGAACUCGGGAUGGCGGAGGUAGAAAAUGGCGAUUCUGUAUCCAAAAUUGAAGAUUAUGAAGUAAUACAGCAGAUUGGAAGAGGUUCUUUUGGUGCUGCAUUUCUUGUGCUCCAUAAAUCUGAGAAUAACAAGUAUGUUCUAAAGAAAAUUCGUCUCUCGAAGGAGACAGAGAAUUUCAAGAACAAAGAGUGCCACGAGAUGAGUUUAAUUCCAAAGCUACGCCAUCCGUAUAUCGUUGAAUAUAAAGAUGUUUGGGUCGACAAGGGAAACUGUAUAUGCAUUGUGACCAACUACUGCGAAGUUGGAAAUAUAUUCGAAAUAUUAAAGAAGGCAAGAAGAGCAUAUUUUUCAGAGGAGAAAGUAUGCAAAUGGCUCACUCAGUUGUUACUAGCUAUCGACUAUCUCCAUUCGAAUCGAAUCCUUCACGGCAAUCUCAAGUUAUCUAACAUAUUUGUCACAAAGGAAAAUGACAUCCGUCUCGGGGAUUUUGGAUUAGCAAAAAUUCUCAGCGAAGAAGGCCUUGCCUCAACAGUGGGGUCCCCCAACUAUAUGUGCCCGGAGCUUCUUGCAGAACAACCUUAUUGUUAUAAAUCAGACAUUUGGUCUCUAGGUUGUUGUAUGUUUGAGAUUGCUGCACACCAACAAGCGUUUAGAGCCCCCGAUAUGGCUGGACUUAUCAACAAGAUAAACCGAUCUUUGAUCUCGCCACUCCCUAUCGUAUACUCUUCCACUUUAAAACAGAUUAUAAAGAGCAUGCUGAGGAAGAGCCCGGAGCACAGGCCAACAGCGGCAGAGCUGUUAAGACACCCACAUUUACAACCGUUUCUCCUUCGAUGCCACAACCUAUCCACCGUGUUUCUCCCCGUGAAGUCGCCCUCCCCGAACAACUCAAGUGAAAAGACAAAAAAGCCCUCGCCUAGCAGUAGUGGCGGCAAUUCAAGAAACCACAGAGAGAGAGAUGUGGAGCCAAAACAGAAGAAGGAGCUGCUUCCUCUGUUUCAAGAAAUUACUAAAACAGAGUAUCCGAGUUUACUUGACUGUGAAGUCUCGAUAGAAGAAGAGCUCGAGACCAAGAGGGUGGACCCCACAAGCUACUCUGCCAAAUCAUCUCUUAAUAGUAAUGAAGAUUCACCUAAACCGAGCAUCUUAACUAAUCUCAAGAAGCACGUUAAAACAACCAAUGGUGAAAAGGGUUCAGUGAAAAUCAAAGAGGGUAUUAUCUCAACGGGAAGUGAGAGAGAGGCGAGGGGUAAAUUGGUAAAUGCAGAAGCUGCUUCCGUGAUUGGUGGAGAGGAGAGUAAGGAAAUUCCGGGGCAAUUAAGAGCUGAUGCGUUGGAGUCUUUGCUUGAAGUGUGUGCAAGAUUGUUCAAACAAGACAAGCUUGAUGAGUUGUCCGGUGUGCUAAAGGCGUUUGGUGACGAUGCUGUUUCUUCUAGAGAAACUGCGAUUUGGUUGACUAAAAGCCUAAUGAAUAAUGCUCAAAAUCUUGAGAAAAAAUCGUAGUUUAUUGAGGUUUUACUGUAAAGAAAAAUUAUUGGUGUUUUUUUUUUUUUUGGGUGGAUGCAUAAUUUGUUUGUCAAUAGAUGCAUUUGAGAUUUUUUAGGUUUGGAUUUUUUUUUUCUUUUUUCUUUUGAGGAGAACAAGUUUGAUAGUUUGAAAUGAAACUAGUAUGUAUGAAGGAACCAAGUGUGAGGAUGAAAUGUAUUUUCAUUAAUUUUUCAUUUAUUUCA